AGGGCGCACGGCAUCUCCAGCGUGAGAGGAGGUGCCAGCUAGUGCGCAUGUUUGAGAGCCACGAGAUAGAAAGAGAGAGAGAGCAAGCCACCGUCCAAACACUUCUCCUCUGGUAUUUCCUGCAGUUAGUCCACAAUUGGUGAAAACACUCUUUGGAUGUACAGUAGCUGAGGCAGCUCAAGCCAGAAGGGAUCAGUUUUGGUGUUUCAGCACUGGACAGCUCUCUACAUGUGCACUUUGUGUGGCAAUCUGUCUCAGCUGACGGGAAGCUGGAACAUGUAGGACUUUGUUCUACAGCAUCUGUAGCCACAAGAGCUGCCGAAGUGGAGUCUCGAACGAUGACCAUCCCCGAGUUCCUCCUGGAAGUGUCAAUAGUGGUGAUGGCUGUUGUCUCCUUGGUGACCAACAUGUCAGUGCUACUGUGUUUCACUCAGAGCUCAGAGUUGAGGUCCCAUGUCCCGGGAAUCUUUGUCCUGAACCUGUCUUUCUCCAACAUCCUCCUCGCUUUCAUCAACAUGCCUACCACCUUUUUCGGGGUGGCCAAAAGCGGAGAACCCUUUGGGAACUUGUUCUGCCAAAUGGUCAGCUUUGCGGAGACCUUCCUCACCACCAACAGCAUGCUGAGCAUGGCGGCUCUAAGCCUGGACAGGUGGAUCGCUGUCAUGUUUCCUCUGAGCUAUUCCAGCAAGAUGCGCCUCCGGGAUGCUAUCCUGAUGGUGGUCUACUCCUGCCUUCAGUCCCUCACCUUCUCUCUGACUCAGCUGCUCAUGGACUGGGGAGGCUACAGCCACACGUACGCCUCAUGCACCGUUCACCUGGCCACGGAGGGAAGGUCGCAGCUUGCCGCCUACGUCACCUUCACCGUGCUGCUCCAUUGCAGCAGCUUUGCUUUCAGCCUGGCCGUGCUCUGCUUCUCCUACCUCAAAGUUUUGAGAGUGGCCAAGUCCCACUGCAAGAGGAUAGACGUCAUCACAGUGCAGACUCUGCUGCUGUUGGUCGACAUUCACCCCAGUGUGAAAGAAAGGUGUUUGUCAGAACAGAAGAAGAGGAGACAGCGGGCCACGAAGAAAAUUUGCAUCUUCAUUGGCUCGUUCAUCUUCUGCUUUUCACCGUAUGUCAUAACAAGGUUAGUGGAGUUGUUGCCCUCUGUGCACAUCCCGCAGUACUGGGGCAUCACAACCAAAUGUCUGUGCUACGCUAAGGCUUCUAGCGAUCCAUUUGUCUACUGUCUAUUGCGGCACCAGUACAGAAAGGUCCUGGUUCGUGUCAUCAGCCGCUUCGUGAGAAAGGAUCAUUACUUGCUUUCUGCCAGCAGCUGGAGCAGUACAUUUGACACCACAGAAGACACUUGUGCUAGAAAAACAUGAACGCAGUAUGCAGCUCGUUCUAAUGAGGCGGCAACUGCACCCCUUCUGCUCAAUGUUUAGAUAGAGGUGACAAAUGGAAUGGGACCUGGGCCCUGCUCAAGGACUCUUUCACUGAGGGCUGGGUCACGUACUUGGUGGAGACACAGCGUGACCAAUUUAUUUGUCAAGGACAACAAUGUAACAAUGUAUGCUGAACGCAGGCACGCAUUGUUGUGAUGUGUGCCAAAAAUCCUUUUAAACGCUACAGACUGUUGAUUUCCAUAGGGCUGAUCAGUUUGCCUUCCGAGGCGCUGCCAAGGAUUUCUUCACAUGAACAAGUAUACAACACAUAUACAGUAAUUCCAAUAUCAAUCUUAUUGGAUUGUACACUUGGAGUAAUGUUGAGUUUGUAAAGAAAUGUUAUUCAUGUGCAUACAUUCAUAUUACAGCAACUGAAAUUGACAUAAAAUAUUGUGUCCAGUGCCAUGCAUUUGAAAUUGUGUGAUUGUACAAAUACAUAUUUGAAGA
Molecule: messenger RNA, 1874 nt
Organism: Phycodurus eques (leafy seadragon)
Lineage: Eukaryota; Metazoa; Chordata; Actinopteri; Syngnathiformes; Syngnathidae
Gene: gpr78a
Product: G protein-coupled receptor 78a
Exons: 3
Coding region: 339-1367 (342 amino acids)
Biological process (GO): adenylate cyclase-activating G protein-coupled receptor signaling pathway
Cellular component (GO): membrane
Molecular function (GO): G protein-coupled receptor activity
Source: RefSeq, a predicted model, not a curated record